AUGGAGCUCGCGACGGGGCAUCUCGGGGACGCCCUCCCCAUCAUGAACACCAUGAACGCCCCCGUGGAGCUCUGUGAGCGCAUCAAGGAGCGCUUCCUGAACUUCUUGAACGAUUUCAUCUUGCAAGAUCGGGGGGAGCCGGAGCUCAGUCAGCUGAGCGGAGCCUCAGGCAGCAACUCCACACCUCACUACGUCGACCAGCUGGGGGUGCUGAGGGAGCGGGACCUCACCACCCUCAGUGUGGAUUUUGAGCAUCUCAGUUUGUACGACCAGACACUUGCUGUGAACGUGGCAGAGGCAUACUACCGCCUUGAGCCCUUCCUCAAGACCGCCCUCGCGGCCUUUGUGCGCCAGCACCUGGACAUCUAUGCGGAGCAGGAGGACGGCUCCCCCAAGGAGUUCUGGGUGUCGUUCUACAACCUGGAGCAAGGGGACAGGCUGCGCGAGCUGCGGUCCAACAAGAUUGGGAAGCUGAGCCAGUUUGUGGGAACCGUCACAAGGACAACGGAGGUCCGCCCUGAGCUGUACAAGGGCACCUUCAGGUGCAUGCAGUGCAUGCGCGAAGUGGUGAGAGGUGUGGAGCAGCAGUUCAAGUACACCCAGCCCCUGAUCUGUCCUGAUGCCACCUGUGGCAACAGGAUUGCCUGGUCCCUGCUCAUGGACGAGUCGCAGUUUGUCGACUGGCAGAAGGUCAAGGUGCAGGAGAACCCGGACGAGGUCCCCGCCGGCUCCCUCCCUCGCACCAUGGAGGUCAUCCUGCGCAACGACCAGGUGGAGAGCGUGCGCCCCGGCGACAAGGCCUGCUUCACCGGCUGCCUGGUGGUGGUGCCCGACGUCGCCGCCCUCACUUACCGCCUGGCCUUCCUGGCCUGCGCCACGCGCCCGCUGGACGUCGGGUCCGGCGUGGUGAACAUCCGGGGCGGGGAGGAGGAGGACGGCCCCGCGGCCGUCCUGGCGGGGCUGACCCAGGAGCAGGCGGAGUCGCUGGAGGCCAUGCGGCGCGACGCCUCGCUGUACGACCGCCUGGCGGACAGCGUGGCGCCCCACGUCUGGGGCCACCGCGACGUGAAGCGCGCGCUCCUGCUCAUGCUGCUGGGCGGCGUGCGGAAGAGCACGCGCGAGGGCAUCGCGCUGCGCGGCGACAUCAACGUGGCCAUCGUGGGCGACCCCGCCUGCGCCAAGAGCCAGCUGCUCAAGUGGGUGGCGGGGUUCCUGCCGCGCGCCGUGUACACCUCGGGCAAGGCCAGCAGCGCGGCGGGGCUGACGGCCACCGUCGUGCGCGAGGCCGACUCCGGCGAGUUCUGCAUCGAGGCCGGGGCGCUGAUGCUGGCGGACAACGGCAUCUGCUGCAUCGACGAGUUCGACAAGAUGGAUGUGAAGGACCAGGUGGCCAUCCACGAGGCCAUGGAGCAGCAGACCAUCUCCAUCGCCAAGGCAGGCAUCCAGGCCACGCUGAACGCGCGGACCAGCGUGCUGGCAGCGGCCAACCCCGCGGGCGGGCGCUACGACCGCUCCAAGCCGCUCAAGUACAACGUGGCGCUGCCCCCCGCCAUCCUCUCCCGCUUCGACCUGCUGCAUGUCAUGCUAGACGAGCCCGACGCGGCGCUGGACCGCGCCAUCGCGGGGCACAUCCUGGACGCGCACCGCGGGCGCGGCGCGGUGCUGACCCCGCCCUACGCCCAGGCCGACAUGCAGCUGGAGGCGCUGGUGCGGCUGAGCGAGGCGCUGGCGCGCCUGCACCUGCGCGCUGAGGUGCGCGCCGCAGACGUGCGCGAGGCGCACCGCCUGGUCAAGAACAGCAUCGUGUCGGUCGACGCGCCAGACCAGGAGCUGAACCUGCUGGUGCUGCGGCUGCGCCAGGCGGACGACGAGGCCGGCGAGGCGGUGGACGAGGAGGGCGCGCCCGAGGCGGGCCUCACCCAGCGCGACCUCCUGCGCUGGUACUUCGAGUACAUGGUGGAGCGCGGCGCGGUGGCGGGGCAGGAGCAGGGGCUGGAGGAGCUGGUGCUGGCCGAGAAGGUGCUGGGCACGCUCAUCCGGCGCGAGCACGUGGUCAUGGUGGUGCAGACCCCGGCCCAGGCCGAGGGCGAGUCGCCCGCCGAGUACGGCCGCCGUGCGCAGCUGGAGCGGGUGCUGGCCCUCAACCCCAACUACUCCCUGGACUGA
Molecule: messenger RNA, 2166 nt
Organism: Auxenochlorella protothecoides
Lineage: Eukaryota; Viridiplantae; Chlorophyta; Trebouxiophyceae; Chlorellales; Chlorellaceae
Product: Maternal DNA replication licensing factor mcm6
Exons: 10
Coding region: 1-2166 (721 amino acids)
Biological process (GO): mitotic DNA replication; double-strand break repair via break-induced replication; DNA replication initiation
Cellular component (GO): MCM complex; nucleus
Molecular function (GO): ATP binding; single-stranded DNA binding; single-stranded 3'-5' DNA helicase activity
Source: RefSeq, a predicted model, not a curated record